Messenger RNA from Suncus etruscus (white-toothed pygmy shrew), 747 nucleotides. Its product is annotated as protein Wnt-5b-like. Gene Ontology annotation, molecular function: frizzled binding; cytokine activity. The record is from RefSeq and is a predicted model, not a curated record. Gene Ontology annotation, biological process: cell fate commitment; multicellular organism development; canonical Wnt signaling pathway. Gene Ontology annotation, cellular component: extracellular region. NCBI's taxonomy places the organism in Eukaryota, Metazoa, Chordata, Mammalia, Eulipotyphla, Soricidae.
AUGCAGCCACAACACGGCCUUCACCUGUCCUAUGCCAUGAGUGUGGCUGGCAUGGUCAAUGCCAUUAGCCGGGCCUGUCGUGAAGGGGAGCUCUCCACCUGUGGCUGUAGCCGGGCCCCGUGGCCCCAGGACCUUCCCUGGGACUGCUGUAGGGACAAUGUGGAGUACAGCUACCAAUUUGCCAAGGAGUUUGUGGACGCCCAGGAGGGGGAGAAGAACUUUGCCAAAGGCUCAGAGGAGCAGAGCAGAGUGCUCAUGAACCUGCAGAACAAGGAGGAAGGGCGAAGGGCCAUGUACAAGAUGGCAGAUGUUGCCUGCAAGUGCCACUGCUUCUCAGGCACUUGCAGUCUCAAGACCUGUUGGCUCCAGCUGGCCGAGUUCCGCAAGGUGGGGGACCAGCUGAAGGAGAAAUAUGAUAGUGCCGUGGCUAUGCAUGCCACCUGCAAGGGCAAGCUGGAGCUGGUCAACAGCCGCUUCAACCAGCCCACCCAGGAGAACCUGGUCUAUGUAGACUCCAGCCCCGACUACUGCCUGUGCAAUGAGACCACAGGCUCUCUGGGCAUCCAGGGCCGCUUGUGCAACAAGACCUCGGAGGGCAUGGAUGGCUGCGAGCACAUGUGCUGCGGCCGAGGCUUUGAUCAGUUGAAGAGCGUGCAGGUGGAGCGCUGUCACUGCAAGUUCUACUGGUGCUGCUACGUCAAGUGCAAGAAAUGCACCGAGAUUGUCGACCAGUAUAUCUGCAAGUAG